AUGUCAGGGAAAGCUGGUGCCGUGGGGGUAUUGAUCGAAGCCGGGCUUGACAUCGAAACGAAAAGAUCUGAAGACGGAUCUGGACCUCUUCAUCACGCCACGAAAGCGGGAAACGAUGAGGUGGUGCACGCUUUGCUCCAUCACGGGGCGUCCGUGGAUGCCAACAACAACGCGGGCCAGACCCCCCUGCACUGGGCAAUGAAAUCGGCUACGACCUUGGACAAAGUAGCCCAGACAGCCAAGCUUCUCACGGAAUGGGGAGCUAACGUGGAGGCUGCCGACGAUAACGGAAACACUCCCAUAAGCCUCGCUCGCAAGGGACGUCCUCAGUUGCUGGGAGCCUUUCAGGAAUCACGGAAGCAUCAGUCGUGGUGUCAUCGGCGGCAGGUUAUUCUGUUCAAGAGGCAGGUCGAGCGGGAGCAGCCGGAACCGGACCUGGGCCCUUUGCUAUUGAACCUGGCGAACACGAAAGAGGAACUCUUCGAAAUGGUGCUGGGGUAUCUAUAG
Messenger RNA from Ectocarpus siliculosus, 507 nucleotides. NCBI's taxonomy places the organism in Eukaryota, Phaeophyceae, Ectocarpales, Ectocarpaceae. The record is from the annotation of a GenBank genome assembly.